Molecule: messenger RNA, 1675 nt
Organism: Durotheca rogersii
Lineage: Eukaryota; Fungi; Ascomycota; Sordariomycetes; Xylariales; Xylariaceae
Product: kinase-like domain-containing protein
Exons: 6
Coding region: 1-1188 (395 amino acids)
Biological process (GO): signal transduction; protein phosphorylation
Cellular component (GO): cytoplasm
Molecular function (GO): ATP binding; protein serine/threonine/tyrosine kinase activity; protein serine/threonine kinase activity
Source: RefSeq, a predicted model, not a curated record
AUGGCGCAAAACCGCCCAACAGCGGCCUUCAACACCCUCCGCAUGGGAGAGGUCAUCCGUGAGAAGGUGCAGGAUGGAAUUACCGGCGAGACGAGAGACCUCCAGUAUACGCAAUGCAAGAUUGUCGGCAAUGGGUCCUUUGGGGUCGUCUUCCAGACGAAGCUUUCGCCGUCAGGCGAGGAUGCCGCCAUCAAACGUGUGCUUCAAGAUAAGAGGUUCAAGAAUCGUGAGCUUCAGAUCAUGCGUAUCGUUAGACAUCCCAACAUAGUACAACUGAAGGCAUUCUAUUACUCCAACGGGGAGCGAAAGGACGAGGUUUACCUGAACCUAGUUCAAGAGUUCGUACCCGAGACCGUCUAUCGAGCCUCACGUUUCUUCAAUAAGAUGAAAUCGACUAUGCCGAUCCUGGAGGUGAAGCUUUACAUCUACCAACUUUUCCGAGCCCUAGCAUACAUCCAUUCUCAAGGAAUCUGCCACCGUGACAUCAAGCCCCAGAAUCUCCUGCUGGACCCGAACACGGGAGUGCUCAAGCUGUGCGAUUUCGGGAGCGCUAAAAUCUUGGUCGAGAACGAGCCCAAUGUUUCGUACAUUUGCUCUAGAUACUACCGGGCGCCGGAACUCAUCUUUGGAGCUACUAACUACACCACUAAGAUCGAUGUCUGGUCAACCGGCUGCGUAAUGGCGGAAUUAAUGCUGGGCCAACCCCUCUUCCCCGGAGAAUCCGGCAUCGAUCAAUUGGUAGAGAUUAUCAAGGUGCUGGGAACUCCGACGCGCGAACAAAUUCGCACCAUGAACCCAAACUAUAUGGAGCACAAAUUCCCGCAAAUCAAGCCUCACCCGUUUAGCAAAGUAUUCCGUAGGGCGGAUGCGAACGCCCUGGACCUGAUAGCGAGACUGCUCGAGUACACGCCGACGGAACGCCUCGGAGCCAUCGACGCGAUGGUACACCCUUUCUUCGACGAGCUCCGAGAUCCUAGCACGAAGCUUCCGGAUUCACGACACUCGAGCGGACAAUUGAGGGAUUUACCAAACCUGUUCGACUUUUCAAGGCACGAAUUAUCCAUCGCACCGCAGAUGAACCACAAGCUUGUUCCUCCUCAUGUCAAAGCCACCCUAGCAUCCCGUGGACUCGAUAUAGACAACCUCACGCCGAUGAGCAAGCAAGAAAUGAUGGCGAAGCUAGACUGAGCCUCCGCCGGCCUCUAUCUGCGCUCUCGUUCCGCGUAGGUUUGCAAGGCCGCCGCCGCCCGGAGUUUCCGCUGCGGCAAGCACGCACCGGCUGUGCCCGUAAAAGGCACCAACUCAUCAGAUUGGCAUUUGAAGAGAACAUGCACGUGGACCAGAUCGGAAGUAGCAAAUUCCCAACGCGCCCUCGGUGUACUUUUUCAGCUCGAACCGUGAUAAAAUUCGAGGAAAACACAACACAAAGUUUCCGGACCGGGACUUCUCAAAAAGACAUCGGCCAUGCUGUGAAAAUUUCCAGGUUGCGUUGCUGAAGGGGACGGGGCACUCGAAAACUGGUCGCUCGUCUAGCUAGUCUCGGCCUCUCGUAUCGUAGCAGCAGUGCGGCAACUGCUUCAAUGCCCAAUCGUGCUGACCGGAAGACGGCACCCCACGGGCGUCCUUAGAAUUUUGCACGACCGAGACGGCGUUUGCUUUUUAUCUAUCUUGUUCA